Mangifera indica (mango) is the source of this 2146-nucleotide messenger RNA. RefSeq lists its product as uncharacterized. The record is from RefSeq and is a predicted model, not a curated record. The coding region runs from base 252 to 1928 and encodes 558 amino acids. The transcript is spliced from 5 exons. Lineage: Eukaryota; Viridiplantae; Streptophyta; Magnoliopsida; Sapindales; Anacardiaceae.
UAAAGCUUUUUCACCCCUGUCCACAACGGCUAUAUUCAAGUGACCGUUAAUUUUACCAAAAUUUCAAAACUCCGAAAACCAUCAUGAACACUCUCUUCGAUACAAUACAAAUCGAAAAGCCUUCUCCAUAAAAAAACUACACAAAUUUACAGCUCUGCAAACUCACGACGAAAAUAUUCAGUCAAACCCUCUUUCAAAAAGCCCCAAAAUUUAAGAAUCCAGAGCCAGAACCUCAAAAAAAUUCUAAGGAAAUGGUGUACAAUUAUACACCCACAUACUACUCUUCUCUUCAUGACUCAAUCACUUCUCUUUGCAAGACCAUUCUGCCGUUUUCAUUCAAAAAGAGGCGGUGGCUGCCAAAGGCGGAUCACAAGCUGGAGAAGCUUCAAUCUGAUCAUCUGAAGUGGCAGCAGGACUCGUACCACCAGAUUUUGAACUUGAUGGGUCUGCACAAAGAGGGGAUUCUUGAAGAAACUGAAGUUGCUGCUUUUAGAGUUAGUUUGCUUGAGACCCUUAUUGCUUCUCCCGCUGAACAAGAACGGGCUGUUAUUUUGAGAGAUAAGUUGGUGUUCUUGCAGGAGCUGCUUUAUGCAAAAUGCAUAUCAGUAGAUGACUACCAUUCCUCGAAAAGGCCUUUGUUACAGCGAUUGGCGGUACAAGGAGCUGAGAUUGAGGCUAGAGAUGUCAUUGUUUCGAAUCCAAAAGAUGGGAAAGAGAACUCAGAAGAACAAUGGUCUGUCAUCGACUUGAAAGAUGAGAAAUGCCAAAUGAAAAAGGAGAAUUCACAAAUGAAAAAUAAGUUGAAGCACAAUAACUCAGCAAUGAAGCAAAUGAAGGAAGCGGUUUCAGUCUUUAGCUUUGCUUCAUCACAUAAAAAAAAUAGAGAAGAGAAGAGCAUUUUUUAUAUUGAAUCAGAAUUCUCUGCUUGUAGUAAGAAUUAUAUGAUGUGUUCCAAGGAAGACCCUUUGUGGGAUAGCCAGUUGAAGCAUAAAGAAAGUGAAACACAAUCACUUCUUCCUCAGGAAAGUUUACAAAAUGAGUCAGCCAUCAAAGUAAGAGAUGGUGGCAACAGUGUUGAAAAAGCUAAGAGAAAACCCUUUCGAACUUUGUUUCAUAAAGAACAAAAAGAAGGACGUGGUGGAGGUGAAAAUGUUGUUGAGUUUGAGGAGAGCGCACUAAAAUCAGCUAAAAAGCAAUGGGCAUUUGAGGGGUUGAAGAAAUGGAAGAGAAAUGAUUCAGACGAUGAGACUGCGCCUCUGCCUCUCAAUGAAAGAUCAGACUCAGAAGCUUAUUUGGAAUCCUGCAGGCUUGUUUCAAGUUCCAUUGGAGAGGGACCGAACACAAGAGAUAUUAAGAAGUUGCAUUCAAGUGGUGCUCCAUCAGAUCCCUUCACUGACAAGGUUUUAGGGGACAAGAUAAAGAAGGAGCUAUUGCGAAUUCAAUCAGAACUCAGCACCACAAACCCCAAUCUAAAAUUCUCGAAUGAUCAAAUUGAAGCAAUUUCCACCAAGCUUCCUGUUGGAAAAGCUGACCUCAAAAAGUUCUUCCCCAAGUCAUGGUGUGAUCGGUAUGGUGAUGGUGUACUGGACGUGGUUAAAAAAGAGUUCAAGGACCACGUUGGAGAAAUGGAGAGUAAGCGAAAUGCUGCCGGACAGAAGCAUGGCAACUCAAUGCAAUGGACAACAUUUGAAGAUGAUGAUGAAAAUUGUCACCCAAAUCUCUUUGCUCACCACGAUCAUUCAUUUCAAGUUAUGAAACAAAAAUUUACUUCUUGGAACAAUGAUCACAACACCAAUGACCUGGUAAAGAAUCCCUUCUUCCAGGAUUGCAAUGAGAAAAAUGUACACAACCUAAGGUCUGAAUCAGCCUUUUCUGAACGCCAUAAUCCAUUCUGGACACCAAAUCAUGACUCUUCUUUGCUGAAAUAGUUGAAAAGCGGGCAAUGUAAUUAUGCUCACAUAAAAGCUUUUGCUUCUCUUAUACGUAAGAACAGCGAUCUCUAGUAUUGUGGGGGAUUAUAUGUUGUUUUGAGAAAUUCAAACCCCGGUUUUCUAUGUUCAUAUUUCCCUUAAGAGGGCCUUACCACUAUCCAUUUUGUAAUAUGAUGUUCUUGCAAUGGUGAUUGAUUGAGAUUUAUGAUUAUCAA